Oldenlandia corymbosa var. corymbosa is the source of this 2016-nucleotide messenger RNA. NCBI's taxonomy places the organism in Eukaryota, Viridiplantae, Streptophyta, Magnoliopsida, Gentianales, Rubiaceae. The record is from the annotation of a GenBank genome assembly.
AUGAGAAACAACACCUUUGUUGAGAUAAAAAAUGGUGAUGCAAAUUUUUGGAAGGAUGACUGGCUUGGCACAGGUUGCCUUUCUGUUAAAUAUGAUGAAGAACUUGGGAAUAAUUCUAAAGUGCUGGUUAGAGACUUGAUUGAUAAUGAAGCUUGGAAUCUGGACUCACUACAAGGAAUUCUACUCCAGGAUGACAUCAAUGAAAUAGAGAGUAAAGAUGUUACACUAUCAAAUGAAGCUGAUGACUGGAUUUGGCAGAAUGAUACUCUUGGAAAAUUCUCUCUCAAAUCAGCAUUCAAUCACUUGCGGAAAAGACAAGAAUCAUCCCAACAAUGCACUUAUAUAUGGGACAAAAGGCUUCAGCUAAAGAUAUCGAUCUUCAUGUGGCGAUUGCACAACAGUGUGUACAGUGAGGAGACUCUUCACAGACAUUCCCUGGAAACUUUGUUUCUUUGUCUCACGUUCAAGGAGAAAUUGCUGAGGGUUGAUGAUUCUGAUGAGAGAUGGGAUGAUGAUUCGGAGGGAUGGGAUGUUGUGCUUAAAGAUUUUCUUCGGACAAUUGUUGUAUCGGUGUAUCCAGGAAUUGAGGAAUUGGGCCGAAUGUUGGGGUCAGAUCUCACAUUGCAAACAAGAUCCUCUUCUCGAACAGAUGGGAAGCAACUGCUGGACAGCGUCGACUUCAUUCUUCACAGUUUGCAGAGUCUUGAAUCUCGCAGUCCCGGCGCAAAUGAAACCGUAACGUUCAUGAAGAACUUCAUUCGCUUUGCUACGCUUCAUGGACUUGAGGAUAGGCAGAUCAUCGGAGAUCUCUUGACUCACUUUGAACGUGUAUUUAUUCAAUCUGCAGUCCUACUUUUUGAUGUUUGCAUUGAACGUUAUCUUUCAUCAAAUUCUCAUCGUGAACUUAUGAGAAAAAUUGAGCCAGUUGAGUCGCGUGUUUUUGAGAUUUAUGUUGGUGUCUUGCAAGAUGUUUCAAAGUUUUCAGGGUCCUCCUUCCAUCCCACUAAAGAAACUCAUGCAUUGGUGUUUAGAGACUUUGUGGAUUCUCUCAUUUUUCUGAUUUUGAACCUUUUCUUCCGUGAUUGCAUUUUUGUGGACAUGUUUCACCACGAAAUGCAUAAAGUGCAUGAGGGACUCUCAUUCUUGAGAACCACUCUAUCAGAGCAGCAUGACAAGCUUGAUGACCUCAUUAGACCUUUGAUUUGUGAGGCAGGCAUCCUAAUUUUUCAUCUCUAUCAAGUUUCUUCAGAAAAGGAUAAGUUCCAAGCCCUCCACGAUGAUCUUACAGUUUUAAGAUCUUUUGUAGUCCUUGAUAAUGGGAUGACGAUCCAAGAUCUCUCUGAGUUGCGUGGCAGCGAGAUUGAGCUUAUUAAGACUCGGGUCUCGGAGAUUCCUUGGAGUAUGGAGCCAACCAUUGCAGUUCAAAAGAUUAGUCAAGCUAACCUUAAGAUGGCACCAGCAGUUGGUAAGAUCCCAGAUUCCCAUGAGAGAGUGGUGGGCUUGGAUGACGAGGCAAAAAUCAUCAUCGAUAGACUCGCUAGAGGGACAAAACAGUUAGAUGUGGUUUCGAUUGUGGGCAUGGCCGGAUUAGGUAAAACUAGUUUGGCCAAGAAAGUUUAUCAUCAUCCCCACAUCUCUCGUCACUUCCAGGUUCGCUCUUGGCUCACCGUGUCUCAAGAAUACAACACAAAAAGUUUGUUGAUUGGGAUUUUAAGCGGUCUGGACCAGAAUUCAACUGGAGCGUAUAUAAAUAUGAGGGAAGAUGAUUUGGCUGAAAGACUCCGUAAACGGUUGAAGGGAAUCAGGUAUCUUAUCAUCUUGGAUGAUAUUUGGGAUACUCAAGUAUGGAAUAGUUUGACAAUGUCAUUCCCAGACGAUGAUAAGGGUAGCAGAAUUCUCCUAACCAGUCGACAGGUGACUAAAAUCAAUCCACACUCUGAACCUCACCGUCUUCGUGCACUAAAUUAUUUUGGAAGAAGAUGUGCUUUGACCAAAGUUGUCCAUCGGAAGAAGUAA